AUGACCCGCGCCAAACCCUUCUUAUCCAUCGACUACAAAACUCACUCCUCUCUCUCCAUUGCAACAAACCUCCUCUUACGCUGCGAACACUUCUUCCGCUCUCUCGCCUUCCUGGAGCACUCCAGCGUCGAAGACCCUGCCCAAACCCUGCGCCAAAUCCAUUCCUUAUGUCGUGAUUUCCACGAGACAUUAUACAUAAUCGACCAAACUCUCUACCGGCAUCGGAUGCAAUACAGAACCAGCCGCCGUGGCCGUCAUGCCGGCGCAGAUGAGGGUGGAGAAGAGGAUGAUGAUGAGGGAUACCGCGUGCUCUCUGAGAUAAACGAGCAAUUGACGGAUUAUGCAUUCUUGGUGGGGGAGAGGAUUCAUCCAUUGGAUGCUGCGGAGGAUUGCAUCGAGCCCGGGACAACUUCUUUUUCUUCUUCUUCGUCUUCGACAACGGCGCCAAGAAAGACGCCGUUUCUUCCUGCGAAGUGGAAGAAUCGUGAACUGCGCGGAAUGAAGAUGCCGCUUGCUGGAUUUCGGGUUGAGGGGGAUUGA
This is a messenger RNA of Talaromyces amestolkiae, 540 nucleotides long. RefSeq lists its product as uncharacterized. The transcript has a single exon. The record is from RefSeq and is a predicted model, not a curated record. NCBI's taxonomy places the organism in Eukaryota, Fungi, Ascomycota, Eurotiomycetes, Eurotiales, Trichocomaceae. Bases 1 to 540 code for a protein of 179 amino acids.